AUGUGUGGUCCAGCCCUAAGCCGAGAGAGGACUGGAGCGUCCGCUUUGCGUUGGCAGGUGGGCGUGGGCAACACGGCGGGCCGCUACUUCCACGGCAUCCGCCCGACGCGGCCCGUGGACGCCCCGGGGGCGGACGGCGGCGGCAGCGUCCACGUCACUAGCACCGCGGAAGCGGCGCCGGGAGCGGGGACGGGGACGGGCACCGGGACGGGCGAGCCGUCGGGGGAAGAGCAGGGGGCCUCCCGCGCGGGCGGCCGGGGGCCCCCGCUCUCGCCGACGGCCACUGCUUCGUCGGCGGCGACUGCCCGUGAAGAGGAGGAGGAGGAGGAGGAGGAGGCGGACAAGCAACAGGAGAAACGCCAGGAGAAGCUGGAGGAGGAGGAGCGGCUGGUGAAGAAGAUCUGGAGCAUCGCGCAGGGAGACGGCAGCGCACCCGCCACGCCCCAGCCCGGGCCCGGCCCAGGCUCCGGCCCCGGCCCCGCGCUGCCUCCGCAGCCGCCCGGCCACGCCCCCAACGCGCACCCGUUCGUCAACGGUGUGCCGCUGCCCGAGCAG
Molecule: messenger RNA, 555 nt
Organism: Gryllus bimaculatus (two-spotted cricket)
Lineage: Eukaryota; Metazoa; Arthropoda; Insecta; Orthoptera; Gryllidae
Source: the annotation of a GenBank genome assembly